AUGCUUGCAUGGCGCUGUCGCGCAUCCUGGCGCGGCCGACUCUGUUCGCAUUUCGACUCCAGCUGCAGCUGGUCCCGACGCACAUCUCCAUUCGAUCCGAUUCCUGCCCAGAUCUCCAGACAGCCGCGCGUGCGAGGCGGGCGACCUGGCCCACUCGGUGGCUUUCCUCGUGAGGUUUCUGACCUCGACAAGAGCAGCAGCCAGUCCGGCCAGGGCCAGCUAGAUUUCAACGAGUUCUUGGAGAUCAUGACCGCCAAGAUGAGCGAGAAGGACUCGAAGGAACAGAUCCAGAAGGCCUUCCAGCUCUUCAAGGGGCCGUCGGGCAAGAUCUCAUUCGAGGACCUGAAAGCCGUCGCCAAGGAGCUGGGGGAGCAGAUGUCCGAUGAGGAGCUCAUGGAGAUGAUCCGGGAAGCAGACAAGGACGAGGACCACGAGGUCAGCGAGGAGGAGUUCAUGAGAAUCAUACGCAAGUCAACGCUCUGA
Prorocentrum cordatum is the source of this 483-nucleotide messenger RNA. Lineage: Eukaryota; Dinophyceae; Prorocentrales; Prorocentraceae. The record is from the annotation of a GenBank genome assembly.